AUGACCAAAAACGCAAAGGUCACAUCUCCAGCUCGAGCCACAUCCGCAACCCAAACGAGAUUAAGCGCUGAUCCAGCCUUCAGCAUAAGAAAGAAUGAAGGUCAGGCCAGAUUAGAUCUUCAACAGCAACCUGUAAAGGAUCUUCAAGACCAGAAGAAGGGCUAUGAACGCGAGGUGGACAGGUGUAAGGGCACGUACUUUCUCAUUACGCUCCUCUUCUGCGCCAUCGUGAUAUACCUCUUUCGGCAAGCUCCUCCGCCCAAACGUUGUGCAUCUGCGCUAGAAGCACAGGCAGUCCAGAUGAAGGCCACGCCUACUACAAUCACAGUCACGCUACCCAUAGCAACGAACGCCGCGCCGUCAAUCGAGGCCGCACCAGCGAUUAAAGCCGCCUCAUCAACCGAGGCCGCACAAUCAACUAAGCCGUUCUGGACUACCUUGACCCACGAGCAGAUAAGGUCUGUCGUCCGCGAUUAUGAUAAGAUUCAAGAUCGAUACAGAGACAACCAUAAGACUUGGCAACAAGAACAAGAUGCGAAGCGGAAGGCUAACAUGCAACAAAUGAUCGCGCAGUGGGCGAAGAACAUGGCAGAAAAAAGACGACGCGAAGAGGAAGCCCAAGUAAAAGCCAGCAGGGAGCGGUAG
Alternaria rosae is the source of this 645-nucleotide messenger RNA. RefSeq lists its product as uncharacterized. Bases 1 to 645 code for a protein of 214 amino acids. Lineage: Eukaryota; Fungi; Ascomycota; Dothideomycetes; Pleosporales; Pleosporaceae. The transcript is spliced from 2 exons. The record is from RefSeq and is a predicted model, not a curated record.